Molecule: messenger RNA, 807 nt
Organism: Miscanthus lutarioriparius
Lineage: Eukaryota; Viridiplantae; Streptophyta; Magnoliopsida; Poales; Poaceae
Source: the annotation of a GenBank genome assembly
AUGACUUUCCCCCAACAACAAAUUCUGCAGCAACACCUAUACCCACACCAUGUCCAAUAUGUUGUUGUUCAACCACAAUAUGCUCCUUUAUCUCUACCACGUUCAUCAACUCCAGCUUCUGAGGUUGUGUCAACACCACCACCACCUCCACCAGCUGGAGCUAUGCCGUUACCAGGACCGCAAAUCCCACCUCCACCUGCUAGAGUGGUACCAUUUAUGCCAGUGUCAGAGUCGAUUAGCGCUUGGUUGAACAGUUCCAGGUUGAGUAGUUCUAAGAAGAAUGUGGUAUACUGGGCGAAUGUUACGGGUGUGUACAACAGAGACACCUCAAAAGAUCAGAAAUGGGCACGUGUGCAAUUGAAGUACCACUGGCAGAAGAUUAAUGCACCUGAAACAGAAACAGGCGAACAAGAUAGCAUGUCUGCAAAGAAGAAACAGGAAACAGAGUUGCAAGAACCAGGUUGUUCAGAGUUGCAAGAAGACAUCCAGUGCCCAGGCCCCAGAAGACAUUCAGUGCACUGCCUCAUGUCUCGCAGCGAUGGUGCCACCCUUGGCCACCAGUGCGUCGAGGCCGCGGUGCUCGCGGCCCCCUUGGCCCCCCCGCGCGUCGAGGCCAUGGUUGCCCACUCCCUUUCCCACCGCUCGUCGAGGCUACAAUGGCAUCCGCCCCCUCGGCCAACCGUGCGUCAAGUCCACUGCAACGGCACCUGUGUUGAGCAAGCAGCGAUGAAGAAGCCGAGAAGACAUGGCUCGUGCUGCAGAUCCGGUGAGGAGAAACGAGAGUUCAUUCAGAGCGUGGUUUCUUGA